Messenger RNA from Colletotrichum graminicola M1.001, 1344 nucleotides. RefSeq names its product amidohydrolase. The record is from RefSeq and is a predicted model, not a curated record. The coding region runs from base 1 to 1344 and encodes 447 amino acids. Gene Ontology annotation, molecular function: hydrolase activity, acting on carbon-nitrogen (but not peptide) bonds. Lineage: Eukaryota; Fungi; Ascomycota; Sordariomycetes; Glomerellales; Glomerellaceae. The transcript has a single exon.
AUGGUGACGGAAGCAGACCUCAAGCCCUGGCUGCGAGCCCCGGUCCGGCAAUACAUCCUUACCAACGCCACCAUUGUGGACGUGACAGACGGCUCUCUCCGUUCCAACGCGGCUAUUCAACUCAAAGACGGCCUCAUCAACGCGAUUCUCGACUCUACAGAUUCCGUUAUCAACACCGCUCGAGAACAAGGCUUCGAGGAAAUCGACUGCACCGGCAAGUUCAUCUGUCCGGGGCUCAUUGACGCCCAUGUCCACCUAGUAGCCGUCCCGGGCUUCGGUGACCUCUCCAAGGCUUUCGGAAACUCGAACGAUGUCUCACUUCUCCGCCAGCCGUACGUUUGCGCGCAAAUGCUGCACAGAGGUUUCACAAGCGUACGAGACUGUGGGGGCGCGCAACAGGCUCUGAAAGAAGCCAUCAACGACGGCGUCUUUCCCGGUCCGAGACUUUUCAUUGCUGGUCAUGCGCUGUCGCAAGCCGGCGGCCACGGAGACAUUCGCGGCGUGCACGACCAUAGCGAGUGUUGCGGCGGCUCCACGAAUGGUCUCGGCAGACUGUGUAAUGGCGUUCCGGAGUGCAUGACCGCCGUUCGCGAGGAGAUCCGCGGCGGAGCGGACUUUAUCAAGAUUAUGGGUUCCGGUGGCGUUUCCACACCCACUGACAGGAUCGACCACCUUCAGUUCACCAAUGCCGAGAUUCAGGCAAUGGUGGAAUGCGCCGAGAAUGCUGGUACGUAUGUUACGGCACAUGCCUACACGGCAAAGGCCAUCAGGCAUUGCAUCGACAACGGAGUGCGGGGUAUUGAGCAUGGAAACUUUGUCGACGCUCCGACGGCGAGGAUCAUGGCGGAGAAAGGGGUAUAUCUCACACCGACGCUCAUCACAUACGCCCAGAUGGCAUCGCCAAAAUGGAAAGGCUAUCUGCCGCCGGAAUCGAUGUCGAAGAAUGAGGAGGUUCUCCACGCGGGGCUCGUCGCUCUCAAAACGGCAUACGACGCAGGCGUCACCAUCUGCUUUGGCACCGAUCUCCUUGGCCCGCUCGGUGCGGCGCAGUCGUUCGAGUUUACUCUACGUGGAAAGGCUCUCCCUUCACUUGCUGUCUUGCAGAGUGCGACCAUCAAUCCUGCCAAGAUGGUGGGCAAAGAACGCUCGUUGGGUCAGAUCAAGGUUGGAUUUGAGGCGGAUAUUGUCGUCACUGACGCCAACCCGGCCGAGAAUGUUUCCAUUCUUGAUGACCCCGAAGCACAUGUUCUUGGAGUGAUCAAGGAGGGGAGGAUUCAUAAGAGUCGCUGGAACGGCAUGAUAGAGGACGCUGCAGUGCCUGUUAGAGUCAAAGCAGCGUUAUGA